AUGGCUCUGGCCAAUUCUUUCCUAAGCCAGGCCCAGUACGGGCAAGAUUGGGUUGUGGCUACUACCGAGAAUGCCAUCAAUGCAGCCAUGGUCGGCUACCUGCGCUCCAUGGAACAGCCAACUGUCCGAAUGGCCUGGGUUCAGGACUGGGAAAACCACGGGAAUGAGGUCAUCAUGGAAUGGGAUGAAUUGAUGAUCGAAUUCAACAACACGGACCCGUUCGACGUGGCAGAUCUCACCACGGACUCUCCCGAGUGGGACAUUCUCUAUUACAGCAAUCUGCGGUACAGCUUUUACGCCGCCUUCCGUGCCCAGGCCGGCAUCAAGUUGCCCGACGACGCGACUCUUGAGGACGCCGCCUCCAUCCCCGACGUGGUCAGCCUCAACACGCCCGCCACCGGCAUCGACUACAUCAUUCGCUGCUCCGACUUUGAGCUGGCUUGGACCGCGGACUUGGAUCGCGGCAGGAAAGGCAUGCGCCGCGAGAGCCAGCCGCUCGACGACCCCUGGCUCUUCCAUACCAAGGUCGACCUCAGCAUGGAUACCAUCAAGAACGGCUCCUCGUUCGAGUCGCUUCCGCAGGAGAUGCAGGACGCCAUCCAGAACCUCGACGGCCGCCCCUACAGCAUCGCCCAGCUACUCUACAACUUCCAGAGCCCUACCCUAACUUCAGUGCCCACCGUCAACCCCGACGUGGGUCUCGACAUCCAGAGCAAGCUCAACACCUUCUUCCUCACCGAGUACUUUCAGACGAUCUCGAGCCAAGGCGUUCCCAUACUCGGCGCCGUCGUCAUCGAGGAUGACGGCAACGCCCCCGAGGCCACUUUCCCCCUGACGGGCAUGAAGAUUGGAGUCAACCCCUUUCUCGGCGGCGAUGGCGCCAUCGACCCGGACCUGUCCAAGCUCACCACCCUCAACUACCUCUGCGUCACGGGCGACCGCGAGACCCAGGACGUCAACAAUAACAGGUUCGGGUGGAACUGGCUCGAGAAUUUCGAGGCCGACGACUACCAUGGCGUCGUCGCCAUCAACGGCCACACCCUCGCCAACUACUUCAAGGACGAACUGCUACCGCACGUCCAGAGCAACUGCCUGCGUCCCUACGCCGACCUGCAUGACGACGGUCCUUUCCAGGCGCAGCUGGUAACCAAUAUGUUCCCCGGGAACAACCCCGACGUCGUAGUCAAUAUCGAAAACGGUGACACCCCCGUCGUCGAGUUUACCUACGAAGACAGCGACACGGACAAGAUGCGAGUCGGGGUGUUCCACACCUUCAGGGUCGAACUGAAAACCACAUACAGCAUGAGGCUGGAGUUCGAGCGCAACAGCAUUGUUGCCACGCAGAGGGCGCGCACCUACCUCAGCAUCGAGGGCGCCUUCAACGUCAAGGAGAGCGGCUGGGUCGUGGACCGGACCAUUGUCGAUACGUACGACAUUGGCGUCGCCAAUGGCCAGCUGACCGCCGAGAUCACCGAGGGCCUGCCCGAUGACAAGGGCGUGAACCUUAACUUUAACGGCUGGGAUGAGUUCUGGGGGAGCACCGGCCUCAACGACGCCGUCGACGACAUCCGCGCCUGGGCCGGCGAGAUGACCAGCAUUCACCUCACCAACAGCCCCCCAGAGCUCGCCAACGCCAUUCGUAGUUACGUCUUCCCCGGUGGGCGCGAGUUUACAUUUGCCAAAGCCGAGUUUUCCGACUACAAGGACUUGCUUGCAUACAUCACGUACGCAGCCCCUUCCUAG
Molecule: messenger RNA, 1743 nt
Organism: Emericellopsis cladophorae
Lineage: Eukaryota; Fungi; Ascomycota; Sordariomycetes; Hypocreales; Bionectriaceae
Exons: 1
Coding region: 1-1743 (580 amino acids)
Source: RefSeq, a predicted model, not a curated record